AUGUAUCAGCUGUUUCCCGACGCCCGCAACUCCGAACGAGAGGUCCCGCCAAUUCACGUGGUGUUCGUGAUUCCGGGAUGCCGAACCCCCGCAGUCAACCUCACCUCGAACGAACUGGGCGACGCCCUGGACACGCUGUUGCAGCACACCAGCCGACCGCUACACGUGGACGUGAUAACGGCGUUGGACUCCAACAGCCACAAAGUCGUCAUGCUGCUGGAGUGCCUGAGGCCGCGUAUGCAGGCUGGAGUCAGCGCUGUGGUAGACCUGUACUACCUGGCACCAAACCCUCUGCACCCGAAGUCCCUAAAUAUCGGCACGGCUAAUGACACCGGCCACCAUCCCAAGCGUCGCUCCCUCUUCCAGCUGUGCACCUCCCUGCACCGAUCGUUGAGCGUGCAACGCGUGCUGCUCCUGGCGCCGGAAGUGCAGUUCUACGCCGACGUCUCCCUCUUGUGGGCGCAGUUCGAACUGUUCCCCGCAAGAGCCGUGUUCGGCCUGGCGAGGGAGCAAAGCCCCAGGUACGCUCGCGCCCUGCGGCAUCAAAGGGGCGCCGCUCCAAAGCAGGGUGGUUGCGGGGAUCCCCCGACCGUGGGCGGCAACCCAGGCUUAAACAGCGCCGUCGCCCUGCUAGACCUGGACGCCAUGCGACGGUCGCCAGAGUACAACCGUCUCUACUCAACCCUGGACGAUAUGGUGAAUGCAUAUGGCUGGUACGGAGGACCGCUGGCCGACAACGACUUCUACACGAUAGCCUCGUGUCGGACACCGGCGCUCCUGCAUCUGCUGCCCUGUGCCUGGAACCGGCAGGUGAUGGAAGUUUAG
Dermacentor silvarum is the source of this 825-nucleotide messenger RNA. Its product is annotated as xyloside xylosyltransferase 1. Lineage: Eukaryota; Metazoa; Arthropoda; Arachnida; Ixodida; Ixodidae. The record is from RefSeq and is a predicted model, not a curated record. Gene Ontology annotation, molecular function: UDP-xylosyltransferase activity. The coding region runs from base 1 to 825 and encodes 274 amino acids. The transcript has 4 exons.